Molecule: messenger RNA, 2512 nt
Organism: Coffea arabica (coffee)
Lineage: Eukaryota; Viridiplantae; Streptophyta; Magnoliopsida; Gentianales; Rubiaceae
Source: RefSeq, a predicted model, not a curated record
AUGCUUUCUCUUAUGCAUACUUUUCCAAGGCUAUAAGAAACAGGGUUCGCACACAUUCAAUCCGCAAAUCUUUACGUACUGCCAGAGUCUAAUAUUGCUCCUCACUCUCUCUCCAAUUAAAAGCCCUGAUUGCUAAAGUUCUGUACGAUAAUAUAUUCGGAUUUGCUUCAUUUCUAUCCUGGGUUUCUCUGUUGCCUAGCUGCAUUUGCGAGGUAUGCUCAUACAAUGUUUGUAUAAAUGCCUAAAAGGGCAAUACGUGCACUAGCCCUGUUCGGUAGAUACCUAUAGACGAACUCACAACAAAUUCGAAGAAUUUUUGGUUAUGUAGAUUGACUUAUUUUACGUUGUCAUGUAAAUUCUUUCUUCAAUUAUUGUUUUGGCUGCUACUAUUAUUUUGGGCAAGUUAUCAUUUUGAUUGCUGUUUCGGAACUUUUGUUGAGGUUACUUUAGGAUACUGAGGGGUUGUCCAUAUCUUUAUUUUCUUUUCAUUAUUUUGUAUUCGUUGAUCUAGAAGCUGAGACUGUUUGGACGCCUUUCAGCUUGUAUACAAGAAAUAAAAUGUCUUGAUCAGUAGUGGGGUCGUGAAUGGCAGAAUAUGUUGUGGUUCCACUAGGCGUGCAUCUGCCUGUGUACAGAAAUGGUACAAAUAAGCAAUUCUUAACGCUUGCAAAUGCGCAGCCUCUAUUACGCAGGCAGUAUCACUCUCGAAGCUGCAAGAGUAUUCAGUUUUCGUCAUGGAAUUCUUCAAAGCUAACGUGUCACUUUACAAAUCCAAAAAUUCACGCAGUGCGGGAGAGUUUCAUGUGUUUUUGCCUGGGUGCCCUUGUAAAUGCUGAUUUUGUGUCUGCUCCUGAGUGGGUUCCCUAUGUUGAUCAGGUGCUUCUCAUGGCCAGCAUAUUUCUGACCUACAGUGCAGGAGUAAUUCCUGGUGGAAAGCCGCUUUCAGAUGCUCGUCGGAGCACCUCAAAUGAUUUCACAGUCCCAAAAAACUCUUCCCUGUCGGGUAGUUCCAUGGGGAAUGAUAAUCAAGAUAACCUUCAUUUUGCCUGGGACUUAGUUGCAGCCAAAUUACUGGAUUCCCUAUAUGCCAGGGAACAGGCUGUAAAUGUUAGCGACAGACUUUCUGGCAUCAAUGAAGACCUUGCAUUGCAUAGGUCAAGUUUGCGUGCUCUUGCAGAGCUUCCCAGGAUUCGCUGCUUGUGGACUUGUUUUAAUUGGCUCAGGAAAGAGGUGGAUCAUAUCUCCGGAAGCUCUACUGUGGAUUUGACUAUGGUUAUGACACGAAUCUUUGAGAGCUCCUUUCAGCCAUUGUGCCUGACUUGGCUUGAAGAAGAGCUUUGCCUUAAAAAUAACAGUCCUAACAAGGCUCUUCUUUCUUCGAUGAUUGAAAGAUUAAAAGGAUAUAGCAGCAUUUUGAAGUACAUUAGAAAGUCAGGCAAGGAAGAUUUAUAUGCAGAGCUGAUAAGUGCUCUUAGUUUUGGUUACAAUGGGAUGAGUGGCUGUUAUGGACCUGGCUUUUUUACCCAGCAUGGAGUCUCUGUUUUAGAAGAUUUGGUUAUUACCAUAGCGGAGGGAAUUGCAAGCAUGUACUUGGAACUUAUAUCUGUAGAUGGUAGCAUGUCCACUGAAAUGAACAGCCUCGGUUUAAAUUUGUGUACUUUGUCAACCAGAGCACUUCAGAGAUUACGCAAUGAGGUGGCAUUGCACCAGUGGUUGCAUCAGAACAUGGAAUCUGUUGUUUCUAUGUACGAAGAUCGCUUUGAAUUACGUACUUUUGAAACCCAACUUGUUGAGGAAUGCAGCCAAAGGGAGGCUGAAAACUUGGGUUGGUGGAAGAAACUUAGCCUGCAGAGAUCUAGAACUACAUCACCUUCUUUAUCUUUUCUCAUCAUAAUGCACACUUCCAUAUCUAUUAAGCGGACCAAGGAACUAAGGGCUUUGACUGGGUGGCAGUAUUACUUCAGUCUGUUUCUUGAACUGUCUGACAUUGCAACACCAUUGAUUAGAACUCUUAUUGGUAAAGUCAGUGAUGCAAUCUCCUUCUUUCUGGUCUGUUUGAUAGGGAGAUCAUUGGGGCUUAUCUACUCUGGAAUAAGGCAGUCUCUGCGAUGGAAGUGAGACAUGCCUAGUGCUUCCCUUGUUGAGUUUUUCUCGAUCAUGUGUGUCCUCUUGGCAUUGAUAUGGGGCAAAGUUCCUUCUGGAAGAGAGCACUUUGUUUUUGUUUUGAGGGUUUUUUCAGGCAAUUGUUCACUAGUUGGAUAUAAUUGCGCUUACUUUAUAUGGUCAAGGGUCGGUUUCAUUUUUUGCAGCUGUAUUUGAGACAGAUGCCCCUGUUUUUCUAGUAGCUAGAAGAUUCUUUGUUUGAGGGCCAGUAUACUUGAAAUGUUAUAGUCCUGUUCUGGAGAUCCAUAUACAUUGUUCGAAACCCAUAUCCGCCGCACAUAUUUCCCUUUGUAAUAGCCUGAGUUCAGAGACAACACAUCGUAAUACUGGAAUUGUUGGUCUACUGUCA